This is a messenger RNA of Maylandia zebra (zebra mbuna), 2755 nucleotides long. It is a transcript of the gene cyp1d1, whose product is annotated as cytochrome P450, family 1, subfamily D, polypeptide 1. Gene Ontology annotation, biological process: hormone biosynthetic process; progesterone metabolic process. The record is from RefSeq and is a predicted model, not a curated record. Lineage: Eukaryota; Metazoa; Chordata; Actinopteri; Cichliformes; Cichlidae. Gene Ontology annotation, molecular function: iron ion binding; oxidoreductase activity, acting on paired donors, with incorporation or reduction of molecular oxygen, reduced flavin or flavoprotein as one donor, and incorporation of one atom of oxygen; heme binding.
CUGACUACCUAAUAUUUUGGUGUCUGCUCUUUGCUGUCUAAAUUGAGUUGGAAAUUUUUUUCUCCGCCAAGUUUCCGAGGGCCCUGUAUGUAUUUCUACUUGCAACAUGAGGCCGCUGCUGUUUGGGAUUCUGCCAAUCAAGGAGAACUCUUUUGGCUCUCUAUCUAGUGUAACUGUUGCACUCUGUCUUUUAACCCUCCUCCUGAUGGUUAUCUGGGGUCAAAAGAGUAAGAGAUCCUUCUUCCACUUCCAUCUUGACUCCCAGCUGGACCACACAAAAUAUCCCCCACCUCCUGGCCCCAAACCGUGGCCCCUUGUCGGGAAUCUGCUCCAGGUCGGGGAUCAGAUUCAUCUCUCUCUAACUGGGUUGAGGCUUCAGUAUGGAGACAUCUUCAAGCUCCGCCUUGGCUCUUUGACUGUUGUCGUUCUGAGUGGGUACAACACCAUCAGGCAGGCUCUGGUUCGACACGGGGAAGCUUUUGCGGGGCGACCUAACCUUUUCAUCUUCUCUGCUAUAGCCAAUGGGACCAGCAUGACUUUCAAUGAGAACUACGGACCUGUGUGGCUGCUCCAUAAGAAGCUGUGUAAGAAUGCCCUCAGGUCUUUCUCCCAGGCUGAGCCAAGGGGUUUUGGUGCCACCUGCCUCUUAGAGGAGCACAUAUGUGCAGAGGCUGCAGGGAUGGUGCAGGUGAUUCGAGAAAAAGCUGCAAAAGAAGAAACAGAGGGUAUAGACCCAGCAACGACCUUGGUAACCUCAGUGGCAAAUGUCAUUUGUGCGCUUUGUUUUGGGAAACGGUAUGACUACAGUGAUAAGGAGUUUCUCACUAUUGUUGAUGUCAACAACGAGGUCCUGAAGCUCUUUGCAGCGGGGAACCUGGCUGAUUUUUUCCCUGUGUUUCGCUACUUUCCGAGUCCAUCUCUGAGAAAGAUAGUCCAGUACGUUCGCAGGAUGAACAGAUUCAUGGAGCGGAACAUUGAGGAACACAUUGACACCUUUGAUAAGAACCGUAUCCGGGACAUUACAGACGCUCUAAUUGCACUUUGUGAAGAAAGAGAAGAAAGCAAGGAUACUUCGAUGCUCUCUAACGACCAGAUCAUUCACACUGUCAUAGACAUCUUUGGAGCAGGAUUCGACACCAUCAUCGCUGGUUUGCAGUGGAGCCUGUUGUACCUCAUCAAGUUUCCUGACAUCCAGGAUAAAAUAAACCAGGAAAUAGAUGAGCAUAUCGGCAAACUCCAGCUGCCCAGGUUUUCCAACAAAGCCAAGAUGCCUUUCACAGAGGCCUUCAUAUAUGAAGUGUUUCGUCAUGCUUCAUAUGUCCCUUUUACCAUACCACACUGCACCACGAGAGACAUCACAUUUAAUGGGUAUUUCAUUCCCAAAGACACAUGCGUCUUCAUUAAUCAAUAUCAAGUCAACCAUGAUACUGAUCUUUGGGGCGAUCCUGAGACAUUUCGUCCACAGCGUUUCUUGAAUCCAUGUGGACUCCUGAACAAAGAGCUGACAGAGAAAGUCCAGAUCUUCGGCAUGGGAAAAAGACGCUGUCUUGGCGAUGAAUUUGCACGUUUGGAGAUGUUUGUGUUUCUUACCACGCUUCUUCAUGGGCUACGUAUUGAAAAUGUUCCAGGGCAGGAGCUGGAUCUCAGCACUGAUUUUGGUCUAACUAUGAAACCACGUCCAUAUAGGAUUACCAUUUCCCAGAGAUUUUAGACUGUCUGAAAACUCAAAUGAUGAUCUUUCGGAUGUUUUGGAAUGUCACAGUGGAAAUUAAUUGUAGUUAUUACUAUUUUGUGCUCAGUUUGGCAAAUGUGGUCAAAGCACAGACACAAAGAUAAAUAUACACAAAGCGAACAUGAGGUCAUUUUACAGCAUUCAGUCCAUCUGCCUGCUACAUUAGUAUCUUAAGUGACUGGUCACAGUUUAAAACGGAGGAAUGAGGAUGAGUGUCACUGGCAGCAGGGUAAGCCACAAUGACUUCAUUAAUAGUUUUGUAAAUAGAAAUAGAAUAGACACUUUUAGCUGUUGUUAAACUUUUGUUUGUGAACAUUUGAUGAGUGCCUUCUUUUGGAAACUAUGAAGGACAGACUUCAGCUGAUAGCUCUUAAUGAACUGUUUCACCUGAAUAUUACAAGUUGAAUAACUUAUUCUUAUUGUAAAUACCUGACCUCUAUACGUCAUGUUGAGGUAAAAUAAUAUCACAUAAAAAAAAGUGUGCUAUAUAAACUACAAACAUACUAACAAAUAUUCAAAUUAUCUCAAAGCACUAAUACCACCAGGUUUAAGGCAGUUAUUGUUUAUAAUGUAUGCAUAAAAUGUUAACUUUUGGACUAUUUUUGAAAGAAAAAGUAGAGCUGAUGUUGGAAAUUGUUUUUUUUUAAAGCAUAUACAGCCUACAGUUAGCCUCUUUCUAUAGUAAUUAUAGAAAGAGUAAAACUGAGUCACAUAAAACAGCUGCAGACAGUGGCUUUGUAUAAAACAUGCAAUCUGAAAACAAUAAUGUGCCUGUGCUUGUGUGGUAAUGUUUACUGGCUUUCUGUCUGUACCUUCACACUGUUCUGAGUGACUCAUGGAUGAUGAUGGCAGUGAGGCUGACUCUGAAGUGAGUAGGGGAGGACUAGCUCAGAAGGGUGCCUCCAAAACACAAAAACGAAAAAAACAAUCUUAUCUACCUAGAUAGAUAUGUUAAGUACAGAAAACCAAGCUAUGGAAAUGUAUUAAGUAAAGUAGAAUGCAAGCAUUUUAACCCUAUUUUAA